AUGCCGUUUAUGAUUGGUAGAGCACCUAUACGGAGGACAUUAAAUUAUUUAAACGCUGGUAAAUUAAUUUUAAAAGAUGAAAUACAAAUAUUUUCAGUAAAUUAUAAUACACAUGGAGUUCAUCACAAAGGUGCUAUGGAGUUUGUAUUUUGGCAUUUAUCACAAAUUCAAUAUAAAAAUCCAGAUGUGCAAGUCCUCACCUUUAAAAAUAUGACACCAACACCUUUUAUAAAAUGUUACUAUGAAAAUGGAAAUACUAUGUUAAUCGAUGUAGACAGCAAAUCUAAAGAAGAAAUAUUAAACCAUCUUCAAAAAGUAAUUGGUAAAUCAUUGGAAAUACAGCAAAAGGAAAGGGAAGCUAAAGAAAAGAAAGAUAAUCCUGCUAAUUUUGGUGUUGGUUGUCCUAGAAGCUGUAUGUGUGUAAUACCUGAUCAAGUACCAUGUCCUGCUAUAGUACCUUUGCCAUAUCAUAUGCGUGGAAAAUACAAUAGGCAAAAAAUGUUAGAGGAAAAAUAA
Molecule: messenger RNA, 516 nt
Organism: Heterotrigona itama
Lineage: Eukaryota; Metazoa; Arthropoda; Insecta; Hymenoptera; Apidae
Source: the annotation of a GenBank genome assembly